AUAAUCGGGUCUUUGUUGACUUUGAAGUGGACGGAAAAAACUAAAAAUCGAUCCGAUUUUCGGAAUGUGCACAGUGAGGUAGGUGGUGGUGUGAGGAAGCAGUGCGGUUGUCACGUCACAGAUGAAAGCGUUUCCUUCUCAUGAGAGCUUUAGAAUCCACCAGACACCGUGACCUCACUUUACCUUGGUUCACUUGCUUAUUUUAUGAGUUUGUGCCGGAUUGCUUCAGGGGUGGCCUUCAUUUCUGAGUGAUGCCUCGUUCCUUCUUGGUGAAGAGAGGAGGGCUGCGCCCCCUUCAGUCAGAACAGAGAAUGGGCAUAGUCAAAAAUGAAAGGAGUCCCCGAGACUCAUCUCUGCGGGAUGCCACAGCUGCUCCACAGGGUGUUGACACGGUCGCCCUUGAUUCACUGCAGCCGGUUUGUGGUAACCAAUGUUUGGAAGACACCCAAAAAUCAUCAGGAACGGUCGUCUUAGAUCAGCGCGACUGUAACGACGCAAAGACGAUUUCUGCCGGGCAAGAGUGUCCACUCUGUGGCAAAGCAUUUACCCAUCUGUCCACCUUUAAGCGGCAUACAUGCAAGUGUCAUGGAAUCGCAUCGUACACAACAGAUGGUGAAUCCUGCAAGGGCAAGAAUGGCAGAGAAUUUGGCUGCAGCGUGUGUGGGAAAGUGUUCAAGCGCUCUUCCACGCUGUCCACUCACCUGCUCAUACAUUCCGACACGCGGCCCUAUGCCUGCCAGUACUGCAGCAAGCGCUUCCACCAAAAGUCGGACAUGAAGAAGCACACUUUCAUACACACGGGCGAGAAGCCCCACGUGUGUCACAUAUGCGGCAGAGGCUUCAGUCAGAGUUCCAACCUCAUCACGCACAGCCGCAAGCACCAAGGCGACUGGCCCCACCGCUGCCCUCGCUGCCUCUUCAGCUUCCAGGAGCCUGUGGACCUGUGGCAGCACCACUGUGCUCACCGCUGACACAAACCAGGUCACGCCCCACCGGGAUCCUUGGGAGACUCGGAAUGAAACGGAGGAUUGGCACAGACGUGGAGACGAGGCCCAACUAUUUCAGGUUCGAAAGACUAAAUGCACCGGAGCACAAAUUGAAACCGGAGAGGUUAAGUUGGGUAUGACCUUGGCCUAGAAUUUGCAGACUUCAUGUACACUAUGCAAUACUAAGAAUUGCAGAAAGUGGAUGUAGUUGGCCAGUUUAAUACAACUGUUCUUUUAAAAUGGAUACAUUUCAUGUUUUUUCCUCGAUCCUUUGAACAAAUAAAGAUUUUGUACAGAC
This is a messenger RNA of Hippocampus zosterae (dwarf seahorse), 1284 nucleotides long. Its product is annotated as zinc finger protein Gfi-1b-like. NCBI's taxonomy places the organism in Eukaryota, Metazoa, Chordata, Actinopteri, Syngnathiformes, Syngnathidae. The record is from RefSeq and is a predicted model, not a curated record. The transcript is spliced from 7 exons. Bases 252 to 971 code for a protein of 239 amino acids. Gene Ontology annotation, molecular function: DNA-binding transcription factor activity; RNA polymerase II cis-regulatory region sequence-specific DNA binding. Gene Ontology annotation, biological process: regulation of transcription by RNA polymerase II.